CGAUCAUGAAUCACAAGCACUAGUAAGAUUGUAGCAGUGCACCUAGUGGCCCAGUCCGCACCUAUUCCUUGCCUGUAUUUAUACCCGGUGGGUGCCAACUGUCUAGUUGAUAUCUGAGAAGCUUCGCUGUGCCCUUCGAUCUUAGCAAUCGCUAUUCUGAAACAUAACAUGUCUAGAGAAAUGUCUGAAGGCAUCAAGAACGGAGUGUUUCAACGCAACAACACCAAACCCCCGGCGGACAGCCCGGCUAUGCAGUUGUUUUCCUUGGCUGGUAAAACCGCAAUUAUAUCUGGCGCAGGUCAGGGGAUUGGCUUAACAGUAGCCAAGACUUUUGCGGAAGCAGGUGCAAAUGUGGCGAUUUGGUACAACAGCAACAGCAUGGCUAUUGAAGAGGCCGACAACAUCGAAAAAGUCUUCAAGGUCAAGUGCAAAGCAUAUAAAGUCGACGUCACCUCAUACGACGAAGUGAAGGUGGCGAUGGGAAACGCUAUCAAAGAACUCAACGGGCGCCUUGACAUCUUCGUGGCAAAUUCUGGCGUUUCCUGGGGGGAUGAGUCGUUUAUCGACUCGAACAUUGCGAGAUACCUUGAAGUCAUGGACAUCAACACCAACGGAUUUGUCUACUGCGCCCAUGUUGCUGGGAGUCACUUCCGCAGACAGAAGCAAGAGGGAACUACAUUGCAUGGGACUGAGCUCGAAAAUUUUGAAACCGGCAGCUUUAUUGCAACAGCGAGCAUGUCUGGCCACAUCGUCAACAUCCCUCGACAUCAAGCGGCGUACAAUGCAUCUAAGGCCGCCGUCAUUCAUAUGUGCAAAUCCCUCGCGAUCGAAUGGCUAAAUUUCGCUCGUGUGAACACUGUAUCUCCUGGGUUCAUAGAAACUACUAUAGCCGGACCGAUCGCAGAUGAUGUCAUGAGCGCGAUCAUGGACAAAGUGCCUAUGGGACGCUUCGGAAAAACAGUAGAGCUUAAGGGAGUAUAUCUUUUGCUUGCGUCGGACGCUUCCUCAUACAUGACGGGAACAGAUAUUCUUGUCGAUGGUGGUUAUACCGCACCAUAAGCUUGAGUUUAGCGUGGAACCAAUUACAAAAUGAACUAUGAAAGGCCUGUUCAGUACGCCUGUUAGUAUUUGUCGAUCGUCUAGUACGAUUUUUGCAUCCACUGGCUCGGGCCAUGCAAAUUUACAAGGGUAAUAAUGAGGACAAGAAUAAGGCUGGCGAUGACUAUGGUGGCAAACGCGGGAGCUUCAGUGUACAAGCACGAAUAAAAAUGCUGCACGGACUGAAAGAUCAAUAGACUGC
Molecule: messenger RNA, 1300 nt
Organism: Alternaria alternata
Lineage: Eukaryota; Fungi; Ascomycota; Dothideomycetes; Pleosporales; Pleosporaceae
Product: NAD(P)-binding protein
Exons: 4
Coding region: 169-1059 (296 amino acids)
Cellular component (GO): intracellular anatomical structure
Molecular function (GO): oxidoreductase activity, acting on NAD(P)H, oxygen as acceptor
Source: RefSeq, a predicted model, not a curated record